CCUCGGCCCUCGAACAGAACCUGACACGAUUCAGGAACCUCUUGCAUGAAGAUGGCAGUAGUGAACAGUCUACAGCAGCAAGGGAUGUUACAGCGGACAACGCACGUGCGGACAGCGUUACGAGCAGUCAUACACGAACUACUGGUUAACCACCUUCGUGACGGGGGAGACAUGAACUCUUUCCUGGAGAUGCUUGCCAGGGACUAUGACACUGCGUGGUGGAGCUCGAGUAUGGUCAAUCAGAUGAUGUGUGCCGUCAUGCGCGUGAAGAAUCCGCAAGCUAGGGACCAAUUAUUCCAAUUCUGCAGGCAGAAUGGAAUCCGGAUAGAGCCCUACACCUUUCUUCUUUUCGUGAGCACAUGUAACAAGGGCAAUAUCAUUCAAGCGUUACGAUACUUGCAUCAGACCAUGGAUGAUCCGAUGAGAGACCUCAAUGUCGCCGGCUGGACGCGACUCUUUUUGCAUGCAUGGCACGGCGGGUACUUCAACAUCAGCCGUGUCAUUUGGCGUUAUGCUUGUAUGAGAGGACAUGCCCAUCGGAUUGCCGAGAGGGUCUAUGGAUCCCUGUUGUACGAAGCUGGGCCGGAGACAACCUUCCACAAGGCCAUUGCGGCGCGGCUCAUUCUCGGGAUUGAUCUGGGAAUGCCCAGACCCACCAAAGCCGAUGUCUCCUAUGACUUGGCAGGGCUGCCGACUGAGUUUUCCGACGACCCCAUGAGGUACAUUUGCACCAAGGUGGAUGCCAACGAUCGUGACAACCAGCUAAAUGUCAGCGAGGCGAUCCUUGCUCGCGAUCAGAAAGUGGCGCGCGUCUACGCACCUCGCGUGCCAUUUCUAACGAUGCUUGAUGCGGCGACAUUUGUGGAUCUUGAAUGGAAGGAGAUGUCUCGCGAGGCGCCUCUGACUCUCGAAUGGAUGCGAGACAAUAUCGUCUCUGUCGAGUUGGUCGCCCGGGGUGCCAAAUUCAAGAACAGGCAGAAGCCGCGGCAGCAGCGGCCGUGGCGGCGGCGGUGAUGUGCGCCUUGAUCUGGAACCGCGUCGUUGUCUGCUUUUGCCUUCUAUAUUGCCGUGGAUCACCUUUUUGUUUCUGAUGGUUCGUGGUGUUGGCUUUUCUUCUUGUCUGUAUUAUUAGGGAUACCCUUUGCCUACGAAUGUCCGUACUGUUCUAUCAUACCCCCUCCUCGACCUCCUCACUCCUCAUCUCUUGGCCUUUGGCGACCAUGUAUAUAAAUAGUGUACACCACUGAGUGGCAUUGACAAGCCAUGAUUGUU
This is a messenger RNA of Aspergillus saccharolyticus JOP 1030-1, 1272 nucleotides long. RefSeq lists its product as uncharacterized. The record is from RefSeq and is a predicted model, not a curated record. The transcript has 2 exons. NCBI's taxonomy places the organism in Eukaryota, Fungi, Ascomycota, Eurotiomycetes, Eurotiales, Aspergillaceae. Bases 52 to 1014 code for a protein of 320 amino acids.